AUGUACAGCCAGCGGUUUGGCAUCGUGCAGCGGGAGGUUAAGGGCCCCACUCCCAAAGUGGUGAUGGUGAGAGCCAAGCCUCCCGAAGGCCAAAAGGCUGACCAACAGCUGGAGAGAAUCCUACGCAGCUAUCAGAAGCAUCAUGCUAUUUUGAAUUCCAUUAAGUCCUUAGAGCGGCAUCGCUUGAAAGUUGACUGGUUCCAGCGCAAUGACCGCAGAUUUGUGGACAGUCUUGUGAAAACGAGAAUAAAGGAUGCCAUGCAAGGAUUUCUCAUCAACACUGAAGAAAGACGAAACAAGCUCCGUGAACUUUUAGCAGCAGAAGAAAAUGAGUAUUUUACUGAAAUGCAAUUGAAAGAAGAAACAAUUGAAGAGAGAAAAGAAAAAAUGAAAGUGAAAACCAGAUAUUUAAAGGAGAAGAAAGAAAAAGAGAGGCAAGAUUUUGUGGCUGAAAAGCUAGACCAGCAAUUCAGGGAACGCUGUGAGGAGUUCCGCACUCAGUUGCAGUCUCUCCACGAGAAGAGGGUGUGUGAGGAGCGGAAAGCACAGGUUGCGUUUAAUGAGGAGCUGAAAAGGCAAAAACUGGUGGAAGAGCAGAUGUUCUGUAAGCUCUGGGAGGAAGACCGGUUAGCCAAGGAAAGGCGGGGAGCUGAAGAGGCGGAGAGACAGAAAAAGCUAGAAGAGAACACGCGGCUGGGGCUGAAUGCCCAGGUCAUGGAAAUUAACGCGCGAAGGCAGGCGGCGCAGCAGCUGAAGGAAGAGGAGGCGCGCCUUGUGGAAAAUGACAGAGCUCAGGUGAAAUAUGAGGAUGAGCAGGAUAAGCUAAAGAAACAGAGGUCAAAACAGAAACUUAGGAACACUUUGCAAAAAGCCCUCCAAGAGAAGAUAGAGCGUCUUCAGCAGGAGCACAAAGAAGAAACGGACUUUCGCAUGAAACUCAUGCAAAUGGCCCAGAAAGACUUACAGGACGAGGCUGAUAAAAACAAGCAAAAAAAGGAAGAUAUGAUAAGAGAACAGAAGAUAUAUCGUGAAUAUUUGGCACAGCAGCGUGAGGAAGAAAAUGCUCAGGAGAAAGAAUUGGACAGACUAUUAGAAGAAGAGAAGGCAAAGAAGUGGGCAGAGAAGGACAAACAGCUGAAACUUGAAAAGGAGGCAAGGAAACAACUUAUGAAUGAGGUCAUGUGUACAAGAAAACUUCAAAUUCAAGAAAAGUUGCAACGAAAAGCGAAAGAACUGGAAGAACGUGCUUUGGAAGAACAGCACAUACUGGAAGGUCUUAAAGAACUUGACCGUGAAGAGGAGAAGAAUUUUGUAAGACGCUCUGGUUUAGCCCAGGAGUACCGGAAGCAGCUUAAGAUGCAAAUGUCCUACCAGCAGCAGGCCCGGGAAGCACAGAAGGAGGAGGAGCGCCGGGAGCUGGAAGUGGGGAGAGCAGGUGACAAGAUGUGCCAGGACAGGAUCCAGGAGCUCCUGUGCCACCCUCAGCUGCAGCUCCAUAACGUCCAUCCCAUGCGGAGGACGUGCCAUGCGAAGCUCCCACCAUAG
Molecule: messenger RNA, 1545 nt
Organism: Pipistrellus nathusii (Nathusius's pipistrelle)
Lineage: Eukaryota; Metazoa; Chordata; Mammalia; Chiroptera; Vespertilionidae
Source: the annotation of a GenBank genome assembly